UCAGUUCCUGUGCAAAUUCAACACAUUGUCGAAGAGCAAAGUCAGUAUGUCAUUGCUUAGAUUGUAUUUUAAUCGUUCUUUGCGAAAAUGUGUUGCUUGCAGAUACCUAGCAACACAAUUUGCUCAUGGUCCAAAUGCCGAUAAAGGAGAAGAUGUUCGAGACCUGCGAAAUAUCGGAAUCAUUGCCCACAUCGACGCCGGCAAAACGACGACGACCGAACGAAUGCUUUACUACUCUGGUUUUACAAAGCACUUGGGUGAUGUAGAUCAUGGGGACACAGUCACCGAUUACUUAGAGGAGGAGAGAAACCGAGGAAUAACAAUCUCAUCAGCAGCUGUUACGUAUCAAUGGAAAAAACACAGAGUCAACCUCAUUGAUACACCAGGACAUGUGGACUUUACAAUAGAGGUGGAGAGAUCUCUUAGAGUUCUAGAUGGAGCUGUCACCAUUCUGGAUGCCUCUGCUGGUGUUGAAGCCCAGACUGUCACUGUGUGGAAACAAGCUACAAAACAUGACAUCCCCUCCAUCAUCUACCUCAAUAAAUUGGACAAAUUGGGGGUCAGUGUUGAGCUCUGCUUAGAAUCCAUUAGACAGAAAUUACACAUUGAUCCAUUUCUUAUCAAUUUUCCUUAUGGUGAAAGCUUACAAAAAUUCAAAGGACUAGUGGACAUAGUUGAUAUGGUGAAAUACGAAUGGGACCUGGCAAAAUCUACAGAUGGGAGGAAGUUUUCAGUAAUACCUUUAACAGAGAAAGAAGACGGUAAGUUUUGGGAGUAUGCAGUAAAGGAAAGGACAAAUCUUAUUGGUCGAUUAAGUGACACAGAUGAAAAAAUUGCAGAUGAAGUUCUGUUAGAAACAAGUAUGGACAAAAUCAAACCAGAAUUAGUAAGGAAGGCUUUAAGGAAUGCCACUGUUAAAAGACAGCUUACCCCAGUUAUGUGUGGAUCUUCCUUAAAAAACAAAGGUGUUCAGCUCUUAAUGGAUGCCAUAUAUGACUAUCUACCCUGUCCAAAUGAUAGAGAAUUUCCAUUUUUGCAGUAUUAUGGAUCAGAACUCUGUGCAUUUGCAUUUAAAACUAUCCAUAAUCAGCAAAAAAUGCCUCAGACCUUCUUUAGGAUUUACUCAGGAAGUUUGCAUCAAAGGAGUGAUGUACACAAUAUAAAUAGAAAUUGUCAUGAGAAAGUGAAGACACUAUCUAGAAUUUUGGCCAAUGAGUAUCACAACAUAUCAGCAGCACACCCUGGGGAUAUUGUUUGUGUGUCUGGUCUCAAAGAGACCAGAACUGGUGACACUAUUACUUCCAAAGAAGGAUUAGCUAAAAUAAAACCCAUUCUAAGGGAACACAGGCACCAUGAAGAUGAGGUAGAUUUACACGAUGAUAGCCAUGAUGAUGACCUGAACCAUGAUGUGGUGCUGGCUGGUCUACAGGUGCCAUCUCCUGUUUUCUUCUGCUCAGUGGAGCCACCAUCAAUGGCGUAUCAGAAAGACCUUGAUUUGGCCUUGGAAUGUCUUCAAAGAGAGGACCCAAGUCUCAAGGUAGAAGUGAACCAAGAGACUGGACAGACCAUUCUGUCUGGAAUGGGAGAAUUGCAUUUAGAGGUCGUUAAACACAGAUUAUUAUCAGAAUACAAGAUAGACGUAUACAUGGGUCCACUACAGAUCGCCUAUAAGGAGACCAUUGAUGACCCAGUCACUCACACCGAGACCUUGGAUAGUGUAAUCGGAGGGAAAAAACAGCAUGUCACUGUAGCCAUGACAGUACAGCCAAGUGAACAACAGAGUGGGAAGAAGGUCAUAUCGUAUAAGCCACAUACUAAUGAGAAGACAUUUAUAACAUCUCCUAGGUUUAGGAAGGAGUACAAGUCUGCAAUGGAGAAUGGAAUCAAAACAGCUUUGUCUUAUGGUCCAAUAUUGAAUUUUCCUGUGAUAAAUGUAGAAGUCGUUCUCCACAGUGUGGAGUUGUCCCGGGAUACAUCUCCUAAUGUGGCGGCGGCCGCUGCCUCAAUGUGUCUCCAUAAUGCCCUGAAGAAAGCCAUACUCCAUCUAAUGGAACCCAUAAUGAAGCUAGAGAUCAUUACAGAUCCUGACUUCUCAUCAGUAGUCCUACAUGAUUUAGCCAGCAGGCGUACCAAAAUUGAACAUGUUCACCAGAAUCCCAAGGACAACACCAAGGUCAUUCAGGCCACCGUUCCCCUGGCCGAGCUCAGGGAGUAUUCAAAUUCCAUCAGAAAGAUCACACAUGGACAAUCAUCCUUAAAUAUGGAAUUUUCUCACUAUGAAGAAAUGUCUGAGGAGGAUAAAAAUAAAGCCAUUGAAAAAGUGACUGGAUUUCCAGUAAACCCUGCCAUAUUUAAUCCUCCUAGUGCAUAGGGCUGUGUCGUCUUCAGGUGGGAAGUGCGACAUUAAAAUUAUUAGUUGCUUUAUUUUUAGAUACAUUGUACUUGGUGCAUAAUUAAUGAAAUACCUUUUCAUUUUUAAAGAGAUAUACCUGUAUGUUACUUGUUCCGGGCUAAAUCAAGGGGCAACUUUGUGUUAUGUACAUGUAGUAUUUAUCAAAUAUUGACAAA
This is a messenger RNA of Saccostrea echinata, 2568 nucleotides long. Its product is annotated as ribosome-releasing factor 2, mitochondrial-like. Gene Ontology annotation, biological process: ribosome disassembly; mitochondrial translation. The coding region runs from base 47 to 2371 and encodes 774 amino acids. Gene Ontology annotation, cellular component: mitochondrion. The record is from RefSeq and is a predicted model, not a curated record. NCBI's taxonomy places the organism in Eukaryota, Metazoa, Mollusca, Bivalvia, Ostreida, Ostreidae. The transcript has 8 exons. Gene Ontology annotation, molecular function: translation elongation factor activity; GTP binding; GTPase activity.